This is a messenger RNA of Nematostella vectensis (starlet sea anemone), 2959 nucleotides long. RefSeq lists its product as uncharacterized. Lineage: Eukaryota; Metazoa; Cnidaria; Anthozoa; Actiniaria; Edwardsiidae. The transcript is spliced from 5 exons. The coding region runs from base 246 to 2702 and encodes 818 amino acids. The record is from RefSeq and is a predicted model, not a curated record.
AGAACUCAAAGAGACCCAAGCUACCUUGCAAGCUACAGAUCUGCGAUGAUCUGGAUAAUUGUAAGCGUACUUUUGGGGACUUUGUUGGGUAUUUUGGAUCAUGUGUAUCCACAAUUAAAGAUAUUUUAUUUACCAAAACGUUUAGCGGCAGAGUCGCGCAAUGGUGAGUUGAGAUCUUUGUUAUUUUACAUUAAAAUUACAUUGCGCUUUCUCGAAUGUUCCUUUUUUGGGGGUAGUUUGUAGUGAUGUUUUUAACAUAUUUUGUUAUUUAUUUUGCUGUAAUUCUUGGAAUUACAGCUUUUACAGAGACAAGCUCCCUUCCCGAGUUUGACAGAGGGAUUAGAUACGCCCGGGAGCCAACUUUCCCAGUCGAUCUAUAUAGAUGUAAUAUAACAGCGUUUCGGGACAGAGUGUUUAGAUACGCACGGGAGCCCACCCUUCCAUUUUACGUGUAUCAGAACACAACCUACACGCCAGUCUUGCUGGUCCCAAAGGUAACCGCCCUAGCGGUAAUACCAUCUGCACCGGAAAUAGUACCGUUAUGGUGCAAUCCUUUUUUCGUGUCGUUUUUCGUCAUGGCGACCAUGGUCACGGUGGCUGUUUUAGCAGUCAACUGGGACAACGGAGACCAGAAAGAUGACGGCAAAGAAGACGAGAACAAAAUGUCUUCCGACAUGAAUAUCUGCCUGACAGAGCAACAAUGCGCACCGACAACAACGCUGAACCCCCUGGCGAGCUGCGCGGAGAAUCAUCUGUGCGGUAAGAAUAUCCCAGACUUUGACAAAAGAACAGAAGCCAUGGAAAAGGAAGUUCAAGAAUUAGUUCCUCUUCAUGCGCGGUGUGAGUCCAGAUCACCUCCUGUCAUGGGCAACAAGUCCAUCGCUCCAGUGGGCAUCCAUCAUAACAACCAUGAGGCAAGCAGAAUGACACUUCAUGAGACAGUAUCUGAUAUCGAAUCUCGAACAACAGCUAGACAAUUGCUGUGUGAGGAAGCAGUGAGGGUCAAAGUGUCAUACGAUGAUGCACCGAUUGCUUGGCGGUCCAUUCCAACCAUCGUGGAAGCUCUUUUUCCAGGCACUGUAGCACCACACCGCUGUAGAACAGCCAGCGCCGCCUCGAUCACCAGUGACUUGACGAUUCUCGCAGUACCACAAUCCGCUAGCUCAAGAAUACUUCUGGAUUUUAUCAAGGCAUCACCUACAACCGCAGAGCUACAAGAGGCUUUGCAACCAAGGAUUAAGGAAAACGGCCCGAUAACUGUUGGUCCGAGACCAGCCAUCUCAGCCAACAGCCGCACUGCCACUGUUGCAUCCUUUAAGAACGUGGAGACGGAGUUACAGCAAAAGGAUGCUUCCAGUGACAAUGAUAACAAAAGCAUCAGCAGUAGAAGGGAUAUCGGUGGUCGCGUGUCGAGGACCACGAGUCGUCCAUUGUCGGCGCCAAUGCCAAGACGGUCAAGAUCCAUUAGUAACCUUGAACGUGAUCUGCCGACCCCGAGGAAAGCCACUCGGUCAGUGUCACUCCCAGACCUGACAAUGGAUAAAUCGCGGGCUCUGUUUUCUGUUGGCGAACAAGCAAAGUCAUCUAUGUUGCGACUUGAUACACCAAAACCUCAAUCAGGACAGGUUCCAGCGAUUAUAACCGAGUCAACAAGAAAUAGAAACAGCAACAAGGAACUUGGCAAAGCUGGAACAACAAAAAGCGGACAAUCAGCUUCUGCUAUUUCACACCCUACGAAAAGCAAGAAAGACAGAACCAGGUAUAAAACCACAAUGUCUACCAAGUCUUCUACUAAUCUCCACAGCAGCACUUACAUAACCAAGACCAUAGAUCAGUUUGCUUCGAAAUCUGGUGCGUCUUUCACUGUUCCCCUAAAUAACAAAGACAGGUCUAGUAAAUCAAUCUUUUCGAAGAGUUCUUUCUCUGCUAACCCUACCUCAAGCAACAAUGCUCGACCAACGACAACUGAUUCCAACAAAAAUAGGUCAGUGGCACGCAGAAAUUUAACAAAGGGUGAUUCAGGCCCUUCAGCGUACACACUUAAGGUGAUAAGGGAGAACCUCAGAACCAGCAGCCUUCCAGUGACACCCCCAGAAAAGAUCCCUAAGAAGCCUUUACCACCGAAACCAACUAAAGCACAAAAACGAAAAGCACGCAGGGCGAAGCUGGAGAUGUACCUUAGCAUGAGCUUAAAUACUCAAGGGGCCCAUGGAGAGGAGUCAUCUAAAACACCAGGUGUUACUAAACGCCUAAUCAAAAUAACUGAAGACGCAUCCCCGACGACUGGAACGAGUGGCGUGCAUGAGAAAGCCACGGUUAUUGAUAGAGCAGCCAGACCGGUGAGCACUCCCAACGAUCCGAAUGAGGUGAAGGGCGUGUGUGCAAGUGAAAGUCCUUCCCUUCUAUCCGCAUAUGACAUUCAAGAAAGUAUUAACAGCCUCUCAAUACACCCCAAAGAGACACGAACUCAGAAGAGGAGGAGACGUCGAGAAAAGGCUAAGCUCUAUGCAAGCUUGAACUCUCUGUCAAAUGACACAACGCCGGUCAACGACAGCAAGGCGGAUAAUACGCAGGUUAACGUCACUGAGAUUGACGAGGCAAUUGCUAACGCUGCCUUGAAUACUUGCAAGGACGUGUUAAAAGCAGAUGAGGACUGUGUAAGCGAGAAAACUUCAGAUACAUCCGAGUGUCCCACUGAUUAAGUAGGGACUCCAGUCAAUGUCUGGACUUAGGUGACUCAAGACUUUGAUUUAUACUGGUUUGUCUAACUCUAAAAAUAAGAUAGAACUUUGAUUUAUACCUGUCCAUAUAACUUUCAUAACACCGUCAGGAAUUAGCAGGAACUCUGGUAUCAAUCUUCUCUUAUAACUUUUAUAUACCUGUUCACUUCUAUAUACUUUUUAACCUAUGCUUAAUUUUUUCAUCAACUGGCAAACUAAUAAAUACUAUUUCCAUUUAA